Messenger RNA from Medicago truncatula (barrel medic), 2815 nucleotides. RefSeq names its product BTB/POZ domain-containing protein NPY2. The record is from RefSeq and is a predicted model, not a curated record. Gene Ontology annotation, molecular function: protein binding. The coding region runs from base 675 to 2552 and encodes 625 amino acids. The transcript is spliced from 4 exons. NCBI's taxonomy places the organism in Eukaryota, Viridiplantae, Streptophyta, Magnoliopsida, Fabales, Fabaceae.
AAAAUAAAUGAAAAAAAGAAAAUAUUUAGAGAUAUACUAUAUAAAUAUAGAUAGAUAGGUAUACACAUGUUGGAUUUGGAACUUGAAGCUUUUAAAAGUGUUGGUGGUAUGGUAUGAAUCUUAAAAAAGAAAAACAAAGAAACAGUGUAAUCAGAUAGUGAAGGAUAAAGAAAUAAAGAAAAGUGAGGUGGAGUCAGAUUUGUGUCUCUGGUUUUAGAAUUGUUUAGUGUUACUACUCUGUUGGCUAUGUUCCCUGAGCUGACUCGGUGCGCCCGGACUCCGUGGCCUUUGCUGCCGACCAAGGAAACAAUCUCUUGUUAGAGUCUCUUACCAUUUAAGAGAACCUUUGCUUAAAAAAUUGGGAUAAUCCCAAUCUAGACCACUUAUCUUUCUCUAUCUUUUAUAUUAACCUUCUGCCUUGUUUGCUGUCAAGAUUCCGUUAUACUUUUCAGUAUUUAACCUUGUUGCCUUUAGAAACUUUUCUUUUCUCUCUUCAGGCCAAGAAACUUGGAUAUACAUUUCAGUGUUAGCUGGUGUUAUCUUCUCAUUCCUUUUUUGGGAUAUGUUUUAUAUGUAGGGAUGUUUGAAUUAGGAAUCAGAGAUUGAGUAGUAUUGAAGCUUUUUUUGUUUGAGUUACCAUCUUCUUAGAGGAAAGUAGAUCUUAUAUUGUCCAGAUGAAGUUUAUGAAACUUGGUUCCAAGCCAGAUACAUUUCAGACUGAUGGGAACAACAAUGUUAGGUAUGUUGCAAGUGAGUUGGCAUCAGAUAUUAUUGUUAGCAUAGGGGAUACAAAGUUUUACUUACACAAGUUUCCUCUCAUAUCAAAGAGUUCUCACUUACAGAAGUUGAUCUCCCUCAAUAAUGAAGAAAACAUCAACGAAAUUCAAAUUUCAGACAUUCCUGGUGGUGCAAGUGCCUUUGAGAUAUGUGCUAAGUUUUGCUACGGCAUGACUGUUACCCUCAAUGCUUACAAUGUGAUUGCUACUAGAUGUGCAGCAGAGUAUCUUGGAAUGCACGAAAACAUUGAGAAAGGAAACCUUCUUUUCAAGAUCGAUGUUUUCCUAAGCUCUAGCAUUUUUCGUAGUUGGAAGGAUUCCAUUAUCCUUCUUCAGACUACAAAGUCUAUGUCGCCAUUGGAUGAGGAACAAAAGGUUGUCAACCGUUGCAUUGAAUCUAUAGCAAACAAGGCAUGCGUCGAUGUGUCUAAAGUUGACUGGUCUUACACGUAUAACCGAAAAAAGCUUCCGGAAGAAAAUGGCUUUGAGUCAAACCAGAAUGGAGUUAGAACUCGAAAUGUGCCAAAAGACUGGUGGGUUGAAGAUUUAUGCGAACUUGAAGUUGACAUGUACAAAUCUGUUAUAACAAAUAUCAAAACCAAGGAAAUUCAAUCUAAUGAUGUAAUUGGUGAAGCCUUGAAAGCUUAUGCUUACAGAAAGUUGCCAAAUUUCAGCAAGGGUAUGAUCCCAUGUGAGGAUGUGUCAAAGCAUCGGUUAAUAGUUGAAACUAUUGUGAAGUUGUUGCCUUCCGAUAAAGGCAGUGUUUCGUGUAGGUUCUUAGUCAAGCUAUUGAAAGCUGUGAUUUUUGUAGAAUCAGAAGAUAGGAUCAGAGAUGUGCUAGUAAAGAGAAUUGGUCAGCAACUAGAGGAGGCUUCGGUAAACGAUAUUUUGAUUAAAGCACCAGAUGGAGAGAUUACAAUGUAUGAUGUUGGUAUAGUACAGAAAAUUGUAAGGGAGUUUCUUAUGAAAGAUCACAAUUCCGAGAUUGAAUUGGUUGGAGGUGGCGAACUUGAAGGGAUAAGAAAGCCGGGGAUUUUAUCAGAUGCCUCUAAGCUGAUGGUUGCAAAACUCAUAGAUGGAUACCUUGCUGAAAUUGCGAAGGAUCCUAAUUUACCAUUGUUGAAUUUUGUUAAUCUUGCUGAGUUAGUUUCUAGGAUCUCUCGUCCGUCUCAUGAUGGCCUUUACAGGGCUAUUGACACAUAUUUGAAGGAGCACCCUGGUAUCAGCAAAGGUGAAAAGAAGAGUAUAUGCCAGCUAAUGGAUUGCAGAAAGCUGUCAGUUGAUGCAUCCUUGCAUGCAGUGCAAAACGAGAGGCUACCGACACGUGUAAUUGUGCAGGUACUACAUUUCGAGCAGGUCAGAACCGCCGCGUCAUCGGGUACUAGCACUCCAGACAUAGCUAAAGGAAUCAAAGACUUGAGCAUUGGAUCCAACGGUAGCUCAAGGUCGGGAACAACUAAUCCGGAAUAUGACACGGAUGGUGCAGGGACAGCUGAGGAAUUAAAGGCAUUAAGAAAGGAACUUGCAUCGUUGAGACAAAGCAACGGAGUAGGAAACAGUUUCAAAGAUGGAGAUGCUAAACCAAACAUGGAUAAGGCUGUUAUUGGAAAAAUGAAAGGGUUGUUGAAGUCAAAGAAGUCUUUCAUUAAGCUAUGGGCAAGCAAGGGAGGACAUGGUGAAAAUAGUGGCUCAGAUUCAUCUGAGAGUAUUGGUUCUGUUAACCCUGAAGAAGUUAAAUCUACACCAUCCAGAAAUAGGAGGAAUUCAGUUUCCUAAAAGUAGCUAUUGGUUCACUUUCUUGUCUUUUCUUCUAAUGUUUAUUUUCUCUCUUUUUUUUGGGUUAGUUUCUUUAUGUCCAGAGGACCUCAAAACUAGUGGUUUAUCUCUUUCUAAAUUAAGUUAAAGUAUAUAUAGUUUAAAAUAGGAAAAUUGUGAAGAAUGCAACUCAUGUAGUAAAACCUUGGCAUCUUUCCUAUCAAAGUAGUUGUUUACUUAUCAAUAGAUUAAUGAAAGUACUGAAGGAGAUGAUUUUACUGAUA